This is a messenger RNA of Armigeres subalbatus, 1273 nucleotides long. RefSeq lists its product as uncharacterized. Bases 22 to 1140 code for a protein of 372 amino acids. NCBI's taxonomy places the organism in Eukaryota, Metazoa, Arthropoda, Insecta, Diptera, Culicidae. The record is from RefSeq and is a predicted model, not a curated record. The transcript has 2 exons.
UACAUCGAUAGCUAUCAGAGCAUGUGUAAGCUUUCACCUUCCAUAGUUCGUCGGUGCACCAUACGCUAUCAAAUCUUUUUCAAUCUUGCUACAAUACAGUUCGCUCCAGGAACCAUGGCCUUCCAAUAUCUAAUACUGCUCGUGAUAUUUUUUGUUAAUGCAACCAAUGCGUUACAGUGCUCGUUUUGUUAUAAUCGCGAUUCAUGCAGUACAGAACCCGCAGCAGAGGAGUGUACAGCUUCAUUAGCAUCCUCACAUCAUCAUUUACUCAAAGAUAUAAAUGCUAAUGUAGGUAACGCAGUAGAAAGUACUGUUUAUCAAUGUUACGCUUUGUCUUUGACUUACACCAGUGCGAUAACAGGAGCAUCCGUCUUAAUGGUUCAAAGAGGAUGUAUCUACAAUACGAUCGAGCUCUGCACAGGCUGGAUCAGCACUACAGAUGUCUCGCAAUGUAGUACAUGUACCACUGAUGGGUGUAAUAGAAACGAAACUGUGACCACGACUCCGGAUCCGGCAACGACAACCACUACGGUUGCUCCAACGACAACCACUACUGUUGCUCCAACGACAACCACUACUGUUGCUCCAACGACAACCACUACUGUUGCUUCAACGACAACAAGUUCUUCAACAGCCGAAAUCUCGUCUACAACAACAACAGUUUCCGUUACUACACCUGUUGAUAACUCCACCACGACCGUUAGCUCGAAUGCCACAACAUCGACGACGACGGUUUCCGUCACUACGCCGAGCGACAAUUCUACCACAACGGUUAGUUCUAAUGCCACAACAACGACGACGGCAGCGCCAACAACGACAACAACGGCGAUAUCGUCGAAUACAACGACAACGGUAGCAUCAGAGAACACAACAACGACGGUCGCUCCGGCAACAACCACGACGACAACGAUCGCUCCGGCAACGACCACGACGACAACGGUUGCUCCGGCAACGACGACAACGGUCGCUCCGGCAACGACCACAACGACGGUAACUUCUGCUAAUGUAACGACAACAACAACAACAACCGAAGCGACAACCACGCCUAAACCGGGAGGUGCGAGUGCAGCAUGUGUCGUAAGCUGGUUAGUAGUGGGGUCAUUUGCUUUGCUGCAUGGCUUUGUUGCCCAAUGGGCAUGAUUCAAAUCAAAAUAAGUGCGGCGGCCAUUUUGACAAAAAAGAAUCAUCCAUUUUGUUUUUAAUAUUAUUUUCGGAUUAAUAAACUCUUACCAAAGAUCGGGAAUUAUGUUAUGCAAUAAGUCCUAAUAUCUAA